This is a messenger RNA of Pezoporus flaviventris, 993 nucleotides long. It is a transcript of the gene SLC50A1, whose product is annotated as solute carrier family 50 member 1. Gene Ontology annotation, molecular function: sugar transmembrane transporter activity. Gene Ontology annotation, cellular component: membrane. The coding region runs from base 60 to 704 and encodes 214 amino acids. The record is from RefSeq and is a predicted model, not a curated record. The transcript has 6 exons. NCBI's taxonomy places the organism in Eukaryota, Metazoa, Chordata, Aves, Psittaciformes, Psittacidae. Gene Ontology annotation, biological process: carbohydrate transport.
CCCGCUCCGCCCCGCGCGGGUAGCACCGCCCCGGCGGGUGCCCGGUGCCGCGGCCCAGCAUGGCCCCGGUGCCGCUGCUCGCGGCUGCCUGCAUCGGCUGCACCGUGGCCAUGUUCGGGACCGGGCUGUCCGACCUGCGCCAGAUGUUGGCAACCAGGAGCGUGGAGAACAUCCAGUUCCUGCCCUUCCUCACCACUGACGUCAACAACCUCAGCUGGUUGGGCUAUGGGUGCCUGAAGCAGGACUGGACCCUGAUCGCCGUCAACACCAUUGGCGCAGCGCUGCAGACCCUCUACAUCCUGGUGUACCUCUACUACAGCCCCGCGAAGCGCGCGGUGCUGCUGCAGAGCCUGGCGCUGCUGGCGGUGCUGGCCACGGGCUACGGUUACUUCACGCUGGUGGUGGGGGACACGCGGACGCGCCUGGCGCGCCUGGGGCUCUUCUGCAGCGCCUUCACCAUCAGCAUGUACCUGUCGCCGCUCGCAGACCUGGCCAGGGUGGUGCGGAGCAGGUCCACGCGCUGCCUGUCCUUCCCCCUCGCUGUCACCACCUGCCUGGCCUCCUCCAGCUGGACCCUCUAUGGCCUCCAGCUCCAAGACCCCUACAUCACGGUCCCCAACGUGCCGGGGAUCGUCACCAGCGUUGUGAGGUUCUGGCUCUUCUGGCGGUACCGGGACAAGCCCCACAGACCCCUCCCUGCCUGAGGGCACCGGACCAUGAAGGACCCCCCCGUCCCAUCCUGCUCCAGCAGGGACCAGUUCCAGUGCUGAGCACCAGGAGCCACCUCCUGCCCCUGAGGUUCAUUCUCACCAGCGUCCCCCCAGCCCUUGGUCCCUCCAGGUCAGGUUGGGCUCAGCGAUGCCUUUGGGGUGCCAGGAGCACCCCCCAGGCUCCCACCUAUCCCAUGGGACAGUCUUCCAUGCCCGGAGCUGCCGGGAAGCCCCAAGUCUCUUGUACCCAUUGAAGUGCCUUGAAUAAAUCAGAGACUUCCCG